CAGCAGCUCCGCCGGACUGUUGUUUUGUGUCCGGACUGUAUUGUGCUCUGCUCUAACACUCGGAGUGGAAAAACGGAGCUGAAGUAGUUCCCCGUUUAUUGUCUGUUAAGACAUGGCUGCGACAGAACACCGGGACUUCUCAGCAGAAAAAAAAGGCCUCUCCUCUCCAGUGACUCGCUACGGCUCCACAGACAGCAGCUGCGAGCACGACCAUCAGAGUAACGGUCAUGGCAGCAACCAUCAAUUCCCCGCGGCGACAGCGGGCCAUUGGGUCAGGGCUGAGCAUGGAGAGGAAGCCCUUCGCAGGAAGCUGAAAUACUUCUUCAUGAGUCCUUGUGAUAAAUAUCACGCCAAGGGUCGCAAGCCUUUUAAGUUGGGCCUACAGCUGCUCAAGAUCAUUAUUGUCACAGCUCAGUUAGUGUUGUUUGGCCUCAGUAACCAAGUGGUGGUGACCUUCAAGGAGGAGAACACGAUGACCUUCAAGCACCUCUUCCUCAAGGACUACGAUGAGUCGUCAGGCGACUCCUUUGCUGUUUACACGCAGGAAGAUGUCUAUGACCACAUCUUCUAUACUGUGAAGCAGUACCUUGCCUUACCAAAUACCACAGUGGGGCGCUACGCAUACGUCUACGAUGUUGGUGUGAAUGGCAGCGCACUCUCCCUCUGCCAACAGUACUACAAGAAGGGACGGAUAGACCCAGCCAAUGAUACCUUCACUAUAGAUCCCCAUGUCAUCACAGACUGCGUAGGUGUGAACCCCAUGUCGGUCCCUCCGGCUUCUUCACUUGGCACCAGCUACAAGAACUUCACCCUCAAGUUCCACAAGCUCAUCAAUGUCACCAUAGAGUUCCAGCUGAAGGCAAUCAAUAUACAGACCAUCAUCAACAACGAGAUUCCAGACUGCUACACUUUUUACAUAAGGAUUGUUAUGGACAACAAGGCUCACAGCGGCAUGGUGAAGAUUCGUUUAGACAACCAGGCAUCGAUAAAGGAGUGCAAAGACCCGAGCGUCUCUGGACAAGCUGAAAACUAUUCACGUUUAGCCUUCGAUAUCAUUGUGGCUCUGGUGUGCACCGUGUCCCUGCUGCUCUGUGGACGCUCCAUACUGCGAGGCAUCAUCCUGCAGCAGGAGUUUGUAGAGUUCUUUAAGGAAACUCUGGAUCGUAAAGUUUGCUGGGCAGACCGGCUGGAGUUCAUCAAUGGCUGGUACAUCCUCCUAAUCGUCAGCGAUAUCCUCACCAUUACGGGGAGUGUCAUCAAAAUCGGCAUUGAGUCUAAGAAUAUGUCCUCCUAUGACCUCUGUGGCAUCCUGUUAGGGACUUCCACUCUUCUGGUGUGGGUUGGAGUCAUUCGCUACCUCACUUUCUUCCAGAAAUACAAUAUUCUAAUCAUCACACUUCGAGCAGCGUUACCAAACGUGAUCCGCUUCUGUCUCUGUGUGGCUGUCAUCUAUCUGGGCUACUGCUUCUGUGGCUGGAUUGUCCUGGGACCGUACCAUGUCAAGUUCCGUUCACUGUCCAUGGUGUCAGAGUGUCUGUUCUCCCUCAUUAACGGCGACGACAUGUUUGUGACGUUCGCGGGGAUGCAGGAGAGCAGUACUCUGGUGUGGCUGUUCAGCCAAGUUUACCUGUACACCUUCAUCUCGCUCUUCAUCUACAUGGUGCUGUCACUGUUUAUCGCUCUCAUCACAGGAGCCUAUGAGACUAUUAAGCACCAAACCCAAGAACCCUUCCACAUCACAGACCUGCACGCCUUUGUGGCCGAGUGUACAGACGCACCGAACUCUGGGAAGUUUCGGGGUCUGGAGACGUCACCGUGCUCCUUCUUCUGCUGUUGUGACAGAACGACGACGUAUGAAGACGCUCUGCUGGUGAACUGAGUUUGACCUUGGAUACUGUAGCUCACUAACCACCCCUGCUGGCCAUAGGGAGACAUUGCACCACCUCGCAGUGGCUCUGGUGUCUGGAUUUAAACACUUAGCACUCAUGAGAAGGAAGAGGUGCCUUCAGCUGGACCAGCAUUUUUUUUUUUAUUUACGGAACAAAACAGGGGUAUAUUUGGACAUAUUAUUCUUCCUGCACUCAUUUCCAUGAAUACAAAAUUGAAACCUGGUGAUGGACAGGACUUGACCUCUGUAAGAGGAAGAGGACUCUGCAGCAUCAUGGACGACUACUGCUAAGACAUUUUAUUGUGUUUAAAACAAAUCAGUAUUUAAUUAAAUGAAGGCUGAACAGGAACGGUACCUGUGGUCAAGUGCCAUGAUGUUGACUGCAGAUAUAUUGUACAUACAUAAUACUGACUGUUUAAAUUUUAUUUCUUUUCUUUCUUUUUUUUUUUUUCUUUUGUAGUGUUUAAAAUGUGUGUUACCUCGAGUGGACAGGGCUCUUAAAAUUAGGCAUUCAAAAAAACUCACUAACCAUAUCCAGCAAUUUAUCCCUUUCACCUAUGCACACGUUCAAGUUAAUGUUUUAUUGCAAGAACUACUUGGCAGAGGACGCUAGAACAACUGUGAAAACGCUGCCGAUUCUACCUUUUCGAUCUUUUUUUUUUGGACAAUCAAGAGGACCACAAACAGAUAUGCAGACUGAGGUCUCGGGUGUUGGGUCGAUUUGUUUGCACCCACAGUAUAAAGUUUCAAAUCUUCUUUAGCCGCGGCUCUGCUGCACAAGCAUCACAUUGCAUGCAAAUGUGGAUCCUUGUAUUGUGUCUGUUGCUGCACUCGAUUGUUGUGGCAGAUUGUGUUGCAUUUGUCUGAGCAGUGAUCGAUUCAAUGGGAUGCACUCACUCACUAAUGAAGCACUCAGUAUUGCCUGUGGUCAGCUACAAUGAUGAAAGAUGCUCCCUGGGGCCACGGGCACACACUGUGCCUUCCUUUAAUGAUGCCAAAGUUUGAAGUUAGACUCGUAUCUUACUUGUUUAAAAGAAAUUGGGAUGUAGAACAAAAACUGAAAUAGUUUGAACUGCCUUACAAUAUGGAGCAGGUUGAAUAAUGAGAGGAUUUGUUGUCUUCAUAAUGACUGUAGUCCAUUGAACUGAUGGUUAGUGGAUGCUUUAUUAACUUUUUUUUUGUUUGCUUAAAAUGCUCACAGUUUCUUGCCUUGAGAAUUUGUUUAGGAAAAUAGUUUCUAUUAUUGAGAAGAGAUGAUCUGUGAUCUAAGCUGUAACACAUGAAUAGACUGUACAAUGACAGUGAAAAGAAAAGUAAAUGCAAAGUGUCUGCCAAAUGUAACACUGGCCUUAACUUAUUGUUGAUGAUGUCACAUGCAAUGUAUUUAGUGCCUUUUAUUCUAGUUUUAUGGUAUUGUGUUUUUAUACAAAUAAUCUGUGCUUGUACUUGACAAAUACAAACCUGUGGUCAUCUA
Solea senegalensis (Senegalese sole) is the source of this 3362-nucleotide messenger RNA. Its product is annotated as mucolipin-1-like. Lineage: Eukaryota; Metazoa; Chordata; Actinopteri; Pleuronectiformes; Soleidae. Gene Ontology annotation, molecular function: NAADP-sensitive calcium-release channel activity. Bases 113 to 1879 code for a protein of 588 amino acids. Gene Ontology annotation, cellular component: lysosomal membrane; plasma membrane. The transcript is spliced from 14 exons. The record is from RefSeq and is a predicted model, not a curated record.